Menidia menidia (Atlantic silverside) is the source of this 1950-nucleotide messenger RNA. The record is from the annotation of a GenBank genome assembly. NCBI's taxonomy places the organism in Eukaryota, Metazoa, Chordata, Actinopteri, Atheriniformes, Atherinopsidae.
UUGGCCCGGCUGCUGGACCCGCGGGGCGGGCACACUUCUGCAGGCAGCGCGAGGAGGAAGAGGGAAAAAAGCUCCUUUGACGUCAGCCACGUCAGAUUUCAGUAUUCCAAGAUGGCGGAGGUGAGCGGGCUGAGGAGCAAAAAUCACUUCGAGCCCAACAGCAAAAGCCGAGACCCAGAUGAAGGUUUUAGUGGGGUGGAAAAUGUCCCGUUUUGCAGGCACAAAAAGAGGCCACCUUUAGCCAGACCUGAAGACCUGGAGGAGGAGCUGCUUCCGCACACCAUGAUGUCCAACUUCGGCAAGAAUGACAGCCUCACCCCGUCACCAGAUGAAGGAAUUGAAGAAGAUAAGGUUCAGUUGGAGGAAGAAAAGGCCCGGCCCAUUCAGAUCGUGCUGACCCACGAGGACGAGCACAGCUUCGAGCUGGACACCGCCGCCCUGGAGAAGAUCCUGCUGCAGGAUCACGUGAAAGACCUGAACGUGGUGGUUGUCUCCGUGGCUGGGGCUUUUCGCAAAGGGAAGUCCUUCCUGCUGGACUUCAUGCUGCGCUAUAUGCACCGUCAGGACGACACAUGGAUGGGAGGCGACGAUGAUCCCCUGACCGGGUUUUCUUGGCGGGGCGGCUGUGAGAGGGAGACCACCGGCAUUCAGGUCUGGAGUGAAGUCUUUGUGGUGGACAAGCCCGACGGGAGCAAGGUGGCUGUGCUCCUGGUGGACACGCAGGGGGCGUUCGACAGCCAGUCCACCAUCAAGGACUGUGCCACCGUGUUCGCCCUCAGCACCAUGACCAGCUCCGUGCAGGUGUACAACCUCUCCCAGAACAUACAGGAGGACGACCUGCAGCAUCUGCAGCUUUUCACGGAAUAUGGCCGGCUGGCAAUGGAGGAGAUCUACUUGAAACCCUUCCAGUCUCUGAUGUUUCUGAUUCGCGACUGGAGCUACCCAUAUGAACACUACUACGGGCCGAAAGGAGGAAACGCCUUCCUGGAGAGACGGCUCCAGGUCAAACAGAACCAGCACGAGGAGCUGCAGAAUGUCCGGAAGCACAUCCACUCCUGCUUCUCCAACAUCGGCUGCUUCCUGCUUCCACAUCCUGGCCUCAAGGUGGCCACCAACCCGUACUUUGACGGCAGGCUGAGAGACAUCGAUGACGAUUUUAAACGGGAGCUGGCCAGCCUGGUGCCUCUCCUCCUCGCCCCGGAACGACUGGUCGUCAAGGAGAUCGGCGGAAACAAAGUCACCUGCAGAGAUCUUCUGGAGUACUUCAAGGCCUACAUAAAGAUCUACCAGGGCGAGGAGCUGCCCCACCCCAAGUCCAUGCUGCAGGCGACAGCAGAGGCCAACAACCUGACGGCCGUGGCGGGAGCCAAAGCCAUGUACAGCAAAAGCAUGGAGCAGAUCUGCGGGGGGGACAAGCCCUACAUCGCCCCGGCCGACCUGGAGCGCUGCCACGACGAGUUCCGCCAGCACGCCGUGGGCCACUUCCGCUCGGUGAAGAAAAUGGGCGGCGACGAGUUCUGCCAGCGCUACCAGAACCAGCUGGAGGCCGAGCUCAACGAGGCCUACGGCAACUUCUCCAAGCACAACGACGGCAAGAACAUCUUCUACGCCGCGCGCACGCCCGCCACGCUGUUCGCCGUCAUGUUCGUCACCUACGUGGCGGCGGGGGUGACGGGCUUCAUCGGCCUCAGCACGCUGGCGGCGCUGGCCAACCUGCUGAUGGGCGCCGCGCUGAUGGCGCUCUGCGCCUGGGCCUACGUCAAGUACUCUGGGGAGUUUCGGGAGCUGGGCGCGCUCAUCGACCAGCUGGCCGACCUGCUGUGGGAACAGGUUUUGAAGCCCCUCAGCGAACAUUACAUGGAGGACAACGUCCGGCAGACGGUGGUCAACUCCAUCAAAGCCAGUCUGACCGAGCAGGGCUCGCAGCACGCCAAGUUAAAGACCCACUGA